Molecule: messenger RNA, 276 nt
Organism: Penicillium diatomitis
Lineage: Eukaryota; Fungi; Ascomycota; Eurotiomycetes; Eurotiales; Aspergillaceae
Product: amidase
Exons: 1
Coding region: 1-276 (91 amino acids)
Source: RefSeq, a predicted model, not a curated record
AUGACGGAUGUGCGUGCUGUGACUUUCACCUCAGGUCUUACUGUUGAUCCGAGGCUGGAUGCGCUCACGGAGCUUGACAAGAAGUAUGUCCCGCGAAUUGAGAUCAACAAGAGAGAAUGGGAAAGGUUCAGUCCUUGGCGUUGCGUUACAGCUGACGCAGAUACGUUUAAGGAUGGAGAAACGUUGGUUACUGCGAAGCUCGUUGAUGAGAUUAUUGAGGAUGGCGAGAAGAAGAGUUCUCGAGAUGAGAUAAUUUAUGAAAGGCAUAAGCCAUGA